Aspergillus homomorphus CBS 101889 is the source of this 1269-nucleotide messenger RNA. Its product is annotated as ATP phosphoribosyltransferase. Gene Ontology annotation, molecular function: ATP phosphoribosyltransferase activity; magnesium ion binding. The record is from RefSeq and is a predicted model, not a curated record. The transcript has 5 exons. Gene Ontology annotation, cellular component: cytoplasm. Lineage: Eukaryota; Fungi; Ascomycota; Eurotiomycetes; Eurotiales; Aspergillaceae. Gene Ontology annotation, biological process: L-histidine biosynthetic process. The coding region runs from base 201 to 1115 and encodes 304 amino acids.
CCUGCUUUUCUCCUCUUCUUUCCCCCUCACCACCGCUCAAUUUCGCUUCCCUUGGGAAAUCACUUCUUGGACACAUAUCCAAUUGCUUCGAGGCUUCCAGAUAAUCUAUCUCAUUUACUAAUUGUCCCUUUGCACGGCUUGCUGCCUCCUCUUUUACGUCCCGAACGAUUUACCCCGCGCGCCACUGACCGUCGACCAAAAUGGAUCUCGUUAACCACCUCGAAGGAAGACUACUCUUCGCCGUUCCUAAGAAGGGUCGUCUCCAACAAGCUACCUUGGACCUCUUGGCUGGUGCCGACAUCCAGUUCCGUCGCGAAACCCGCUUGGACAUCGCCUUGGUGAAGAACUUGCCGAUCGCACUCAUCUUUCUUCCUGCCGCUGAUAUUCCUACUUUCGUGGGCGAAGGGCGCGUAGAUCUCGGUAUCACCGGUCGCGACCAGGUCGCCGAACACGAUGCGCAGCUGCCUAGUGGUGAAGUUUCCGGCGUUGAGGAGGUUAUGGACCUUGGAUUCGGCGCCUGCAAGCUGCAGGUCCAGGUCCCUGAGAAGGGUGACAUCACUGAGGCCCGCCAGCUGGUUGGCCGCAACGUCGUUACCAGUUUCACUGCUCUCACCGAGGCUUUCUUCGCCAAGCUCGAGAGUGAGAGUGGCGGCAACUUGAAGACUAAGAUCAAGUAUGUCGGCGGCAGUGUGGAGGCUGCCUGUGCUUUGGGUGUGGCUGAUGGUAUUGUCGAUCUGGUUGAAUCCGGUGAGACCAUGAAGGCUGCCGGCCUCAAGGCCAUCGACACCGUUGUCGAGAGCACAUCCGUUCUGGUUAAGUCCCGGAACACUCACAACUCUCUGGUUGGAUUGAUUGCUUCCCGCAUUCGCGGUGUUAUUACUGCCCAAAGAUACGUCCUGUGCCAGUACAACAUCCCCCGCUCGGAACUUUCGACCGCCUCCAACAUCACCCCGGGCAAGCGCGCCCCGACGGUGACUGCUCUGGAUCAGGACGGCUGGGUAGCCGUUAGCGCGAUGGUUGAGAAGAAGAAGAUUGCUACCGUUAUGGACGAACUGAUCAAGGUUGGCGCCACGGACAUUCUCGUCCUGAACAUUGCCAACUCGAGAGCGGCCUAAAAUUCUAUGUCUUGAAGUACAGGACAGCAUUGUUUUGAUUAUUGGCUGUGAACGUUCAUGAUGAUCUUUGUUCUUGGUUUUUGGGCGUGAUCUAUUCAUUUCUUGUUCUCAUAUUUCUUGUAUGAUUACCCAGCAUCUUGUUUAUAAAUAGAAC